AUGACACCCGCCUUCGUGCUUGCGGGCACGCGCAGCGGCGUGGGCAAGACGACCAUUGCCACCGGCAUUAUGGGGGCGCUGGCGCGGCGCGGACUGCGCGUGCAGCCGUUCAAGUGCGGGCCUGACUACAUCGACCCUUCCUAUCAUCUGAUGGCGUGUGGCGUGCCGAGCCGCAACUUGGACACAUGGCUGCUGUCGCACGACACGGUGCUGGAGUUCUACGGCAGAGCAGCGCGAUCCGCGGAUGUGGCGGUUGUGGAGGGCGUGAUGGGGCUUUACGACGGGCACGCGAACCUUACUGAGCAGGGAUCAACCGCUGAGGUCGCCAAGCUGCUGCGCGCGCCGGUGGUGCUGAUUGCAAGCGCGGCAAGAGUGGCGCGCAGCAUCGCCGCCGAGGUGCUGGGCUUCCAGCAGUUUGACCCAUCAGUGAACAUUGCGGGCGUAAUCCUGAACGGAGUGGGCAGUCCGCGCCACCUAGAGUUCUGCAAACCGCCAUCAGAGGACGCGACAGGACUGCCGGUGCUGGGCUACAUGCCGAGACGCGACGAUGUGCGCGUGCCUGAGCGCCAUCUUGGGCUUAUCCCGACCAUCGAGGGCGUGGUCGUCGAAGAGUGGUUCGAUAAACUCACUGAACAGGUGGAGCAGACGAUAGAUAUUGACCGCCUGCUCGAGGUCGCGCGGCAAGCGGAUACGCCGCGAGUCGCACCGUCAGCGUUUCCCGUAGAGUCGCUGCCACGCAGGGCACGAAUAGCGGUGGCGCAGGACAAGGCGUUCAACUUCUACUACCAGGACUCGUUGGACUGCUGGAGGCUUGGGGCGCUGAGAUUGUUCCGUUCAGCCCGCUUGAUGACGCGGCACUUCCGGAGGGCGUGGGGGGGAUAUACAUCGGCGGGGGGUUCCCGGAGCUUUUCGCGCGCGAACUCGCUGUCAAUGAGGACAUGA
Geodia barretti is the source of this 942-nucleotide messenger RNA. The record is from the annotation of a GenBank genome assembly. NCBI's taxonomy places the organism in Eukaryota, Metazoa, Porifera, Demospongiae, Tetractinellida, Geodiidae.